AUGGCGUGCAGCAGGGCGAGUUUCUUCCACUCGUGCCUCAAAGUGCCCGUGCACCCUGACACGCGGAUGCCCUCGCCAGGCUACGAGCGGCCCUCCGCCCCCUUCUCGCCCCCCAGAGGCCCCUCCAGGUCUUCCAAGGUCACGUCGCGAACCUCCUCCGCCAGCCGCGCCUCCUCGGCCAGACCACCCCGGCCCCCCAGCACUGCCAGAAUGAGCGUUGAAAUGGGGAGCGUGGCGCCGGUGCUCAAAUUCUACGAGUCGAUCCCCGACUACGCCGACCUGAACCACCUGAGCGACAAGGACUUUUACGCGCGGGUCAGGGAGCUGCGCUUCCUGCAGAGGAACUACGUCACGGCCAUGACCGAGCCCAAGACGACGACCAGCCCCAACAACUGGCAAUCCGGAAUUCAGGGGAGCAAGUGCCUGAUGAACGCGAGUCGCGCCGCCACCCCCAGCAGCUGGCGCACGGGCAGCCCGAAGAUGGCCUGGGGCAGCCACACGCCCAGCACCAGGGAGGACGUCUUCAGCUCCACCCUGAGUUCGCCCCUCUCCUCGCCCCAAAGGUCCAGGAAGCAGCGGGACCGACGAAAGCCAAAAACGGCAAACAAUUCCGGCGCCAUCAAUCGAAGUGGUUGGGCGCGCGAGGCUUCGUUGGUGUCGGACUCUGAGGAGGAUCGGUCGCGGGCCUGCAAGAACGCGGGGUGGCGCGAGGCGCAGUUCCGAGCCAGCCUGCGGGAGGAGGAAAAGCGCGACCUGAAGCAGCUGCGGCGCGACCUGAUGCUGUCGCCGAGGCGCCGCACGCCGUCGCCGGUCAAAGGUCACGAGGUGCCGCUGACCUCGCGCCUGCCCAUGUACCACGCCAUACUGCUUGAGCAGGAGCUGCGUCGCGAGCGGCUCAAACGGAAAAGCAAGGCGCGGCUGCUGGCCCAGCUCAGGCCGUUCAGCUUCGACGUUUCGCCCGAGAGAAGCCUGGCCAAGAACUGGAAGUCCCUGCCCGAGCUCAGGGACUUGGACAGCGGCAGGAGCGUCUUCAGGGCCACGCCCAUGCCCUGGCAGAUCUACGGAAUCGAGGCCGAGAUCAGGCGCCAGGAGGAAGAUUACCUCAGGAAAAUGAGGCGCGAGAUCCGAGCUGAGGAGAUGCUGGCGCGGUCGAUGUUGCCUAGGUCGAUGCAGGUCAGGUGCAGGUCGCAGAGUCCUCCGGCCGAGUGCAGAACCUCGAGGGCGAGCUCGGCCGCGGUCUUCGGUGCUGAGACGAAAAGGUCGCCGUACGCCAGCACCUGCACCAGCAGGGUGUCCUCGGCCGCCGCCCUGCCACGACGACCCUCCCCCAUCAGGAACAACCUGGCCGCCGUCCUCCGCAUCGAGGCCUCCAGGCGGCGGGCGGAGAGGGAGGCGGCCCUGCGGCUGGAGGAGGCGCGGCAGCUGGAGGAGGUGAGGUCGCGGGCCAAGGUGGUGCGGCGCCGACCCGCGUGGCGCCGCAUGGCCAGCGUCAGCGCCAGGAGGGAGCUGGCGCUGAGGGCCGAGGCCAGGAGGGAGGAGGAAAGGUCGCGCCAACACCAACACGCGCGCCACAUGGGCACCAUGAUGAACAGGGUGCUCCACAUCCCCACCCUCUUUGAACGCCAGCAUCAAGAAGGGUUGCGGUUCAAGAUGUUGGAGGCUGACGAGGGCCGGCGCAGGAUGAAGCAGCAGGAAUUCCGCAAGCAGCGAGUCAUUAGUUUUUCGCCGGAGGAAGAGAAAAAGGACGACGAGCCGGAAUUUGAAGAAAAGGACGAUUUGAGGGAAGAAUGCGACGAGGAAUUGGAAAACUAAUCAACUAUAUUAACAAUUUGUAUACAUUUAAUAUUGUGCUUCGUGUUUUACAUGUUAAAGAAAAAAAGUUAUAGCUGCUGUGAAAAGAUUGAGAUACGAGAGUGACUUUUUCACAGUUUUUGUACAUUCGAAUUAGAAUAAAUUAAAGUUUUGAUUGUGUCACUGGCGGAUGUGGUCGAGGAUCCACUCGGCGUACGAGGAGACCCUGGUGAAGAUGGCGGGCGGCGCCGCGGCGACGCCGCACUCGUCGGGGCCGUGCGAGGCGACGCCGACCUGCAUGUAGACGGCGGUGUCGCUGAGGCCGCCGUAGCCGUGCGUCAACAACAUCAACGGCCCGCCGGUGUCGCCCUGGCACGCCGUCGAACUGUCCUCGGACGAACCCGCGCACAGCUGCGUGUCCGCGAUGUUCUUGUGCAGCGCCAGCACCUGACGCACAUCAAAAAUAUUAAGAAAAUAUUUACAAUUUACCAUUAAAAUCUUUUGCAAUUCUAAUUUGUUGAAGGCAAAUUGAAUAAAACUUGC
Molecule: messenger RNA, 2334 nt
Organism: Neocloeon triangulifer
Lineage: Eukaryota; Metazoa; Arthropoda; Insecta; Ephemeroptera; Baetidae
Product: protein FAM161A
Exons: 10
Coding region: 1-1812 (603 amino acids)
Biological process (GO): cilium organization
Cellular component (GO): cilium
Source: RefSeq, a predicted model, not a curated record